Elephantulus edwardii (Cape elephant shrew) is the source of this 1587-nucleotide messenger RNA. It is a transcript of the gene SLC29A4, whose product is annotated as solute carrier family 29 (equilibrative nucleoside transporter), member 4. NCBI's taxonomy places the organism in Eukaryota, Metazoa, Chordata, Mammalia, Macroscelidea, Macroscelididae. The transcript is spliced from 10 exons. Gene Ontology annotation, cellular component: plasma membrane. Gene Ontology annotation, biological process: nucleoside transmembrane transport. Bases 1 to 1587 code for a protein of 528 amino acids. Gene Ontology annotation, molecular function: nucleoside transmembrane transporter activity; monoamine transmembrane transporter activity. The record is from RefSeq and is a predicted model, not a curated record.
AUGGGCUCAGCUGGAAGCCAGCGCCUCAAGGAGCCCAGCACGAUGGCCACUCCUGACAGAAACAUCGUCAUGAGCUUCAGCUUCCACAGCUACCAGCUGGAGGAGGAGACGAUGGCGGAGGCCGUUCAGGGUCAGAGUGUGAGGGCCAGAGGGGUCCCACCCUUCAUGGACCCCACCGUGGAAGAGCCUGUCCCUGAUGACCGCUACCAUGCCAUCUACUUUGCGAUGCUCCUGGCUGGCGUCGGCUUCCUGCUGCCUUACAACAGCUUCAUCACCGACGUGGAUUACCUGCACCACAAGUACCCAGGCACCUCAAUCGUGUUCGACAUGAGUCUCACCUACAUCUUGGUGGCGCUGGCGGCUGUGCUUCUGAACAACGUCCUGGUGGAGAGACUGAGCCUGCACACCAGGAUCACUACAGGCUACCUCUUAGCCUUGGGCCCCCUCCUCUUCAUCAGCAUCUUCGACGUGUGGCUGCAGCUCUUCUCUCAUGACCAGGCUUACGCCAUCAACCUGGCUGCCGUGGGCACGGUGGCCUUCGGCUGCACAGUGCAGCAAUCCAGCUUCUAUGGGUACACGGGGAUGCUGCCUAAGAGGUACACGCAGGGCGUGAUGACCGGGGAGAGCACGGCGGGGGUGAUGAUCUCGCUGAGCCGUAUCCUCACCAAGCUGCUGCUGCCGGACGAGCGGGCCAGCACGCUCAUCUUCUUCCUGGUCUCCGUGGGGCUGGAGCUGCUCUGCUUCCUGCUGCACCUGCUGGUUCGCCGCAGCCGCUUUGUGCUCUACCACACGGCCCGGCCCCGGGACAGCCGUGCCCGCCGCCAGGGUGCUGGCUACCGUGUGCACCACGACGUGGCCACCGGGGAUGUCUACUUUGAGCACCAAGCUGCAGCCCUGGCCAGUGGGGGGUCCCCCAAAGACAGCCCGGCACACGAGGUGACCAGCGGUGGGGGAGGAGCCUACAUGCGCUUCGAUGUCCCUCGGCCCCGGGUCAAGCGGAGCUGGCCUAGCUGCAGAGCUCUACUGCUGCACCGCUACGUGGUGGCGCGCGUCAUCUGGGCGGACAUGCUGUCCAUCGCGGUCACCUACUUCAUCACGCUGUGCCUCUUCCCUGGGCUCGAGUCUGAGAUCCGCCACUGUGUCCUGGGCGAAUGGCUGCCCAUCCUCAUCAUGGCUAUCUUCAACCUCUCGGACUUCGUGGGCAAGAUCCUGGCGGCCCUGCCUGUGGACUGGCGGGGCACGCACCUGCUGGUCUGCUCCUGCCUCCGCGUCAUCUUCAUCCCGCUCUUCAUCCUGUGCGUGUACCCGAGCGGCAUGCCCACCCUCCGCCACCCCGCCUGGCCCUGCGUCUUCUCCCUGCUCAUGGGCAUCAGCAACGGCUACUUCGGCAGCGUGCCCAUGAUUCUAGCAGCCGGCAAGGUGGGCCCCAAGCAGCGGGAGCUGGCAGGUAACACCAUGACCGUGUCCUACAUGACAGGGCUGACGCUGGGCUCGGCCGUGGCCUAUUGCACCUACAGCCUCACCCGGGAUGCCCCCAGCAGCUGCUUCCACUCUGACACCACCAACGGCUCCUUCCCCGGCCUCUGA